Molecule: messenger RNA, 867 nt
Organism: Pyrus x bretschneideri (Chinese white pear)
Lineage: Eukaryota; Viridiplantae; Streptophyta; Magnoliopsida; Rosales; Rosaceae
Product: putative RNA methyltransferase At5g10620
Exons: 9
Biological process (GO): rRNA processing
Molecular function (GO): methyltransferase activity
Source: RefSeq, a predicted model, not a curated record
AUUGCUAGAGAGAGAGAGAGAGAGAGAGAGAGAGAGAGAGAGAGAAGAGAGAGUUUCCGUGUUUUAGUUCCGUUGGUGACCCUUUCUGGUGGGCACUGCCCAGUUGGAUUUUUCAAGCUCAAGUUGAAAUGGUUGUCAUGCUUAGUGCCCGUCUCCACAGUCGUUACCUCUGCUCUUCCUUCAGGUAGAGAUUGUAAAUACACAGGUCAAGCAGUGAGAGCACUUCCUAUACGCAUAAUAUCAGUAGGGAAGAAGAGAUCCCAAGGUGUACAACUCGUAGUGGAUGAGUACAUUGAAAAGCUUAAGCUCUACUGCAGCGUUGAUGAUGUUCACAUACGGAACAACCCUAAAAACGCACAUGAUUCGAAGGCUCAGGUUGAUCAUGAAGACAGUGCUGUCAUGGACCUGAUAAGGUCCGAUGAUUGGGUGGUGCUGUUGGAUGAGCGUGGGAAAGACAUAGGGUCGGAGAGGAUGGCAGAGUUGGUGGGGGAUGCAGGGAAUACAGGAGCUUCAAGACUAUCCUUCUGCGUCGGUGGACCUUACGGCCAUGGAAAACAAUUGCGAGAACGUGCUGAUGUUUGUAUCAAGUUGUCUUCUAUGGUUUUAAACCAUCAAAUUGCAUUAGUUGUUCUUGUAGAACAACUUUAUAGGUCGUGGACUAUUCUGAAAGGACAGAACUAUCAUCGGUAGCCUUUCAUUUACUGGUCUGAACAGUGAACAAUACCAACAGCGUUGAGAGCACAGUUUCUGAUCGAGUGUUUGGCCGACUUGAAGAAGAAUUUAAUGAAGCGGGGUCUUAACUUGCUCAUUCAACAUGGGAAGCCCGAGGAGAUUCUCCCUGAUCUUGCAAAAGCUUUUGGAGCUCAC